Meleagris gallopavo (turkey) is the source of this 1422-nucleotide messenger RNA. RefSeq names its product neurotensin (gene NTS). Gene Ontology annotation, cellular component: axon terminus; extracellular region. Gene Ontology annotation, molecular function: neuropeptide hormone activity. Lineage: Eukaryota; Metazoa; Chordata; Aves; Galliformes; Phasianidae. The record is from RefSeq and is a predicted model, not a curated record.
CCGGGUCCACCAUCUGAUGCCUGCGGUUGCCCGCCAGUCUGCGUGCUGAGGCGCGGAGCGGCGGAGCUCUCUCUGUGUGUCUGUCUGUCUCUCUCUCCGUCUCUCCCCAGGAUUUAUGGACUUUACUUUCUAGAGAGUGGCGCGGCAAGGAUGAGAGUCCAGCUGGUGUGCGUGGUGCUGCUGGCCUUGGCCUCCUGCAGUCUCUGCUCAGAUUCAGAAGAGGAAAUGAAAGCAUUAGAAGCAGAUUUAUUGGCCAAUAUGUAUACAUCAAAGAUGAACAGAGCAAAACUUUCUUACUGGAAAGUGACCCUGCUGAAUGUCUGCAAUCUUAUCAACAACAUGAACAACCAGGUGGGGGAAACGGUAGAGGUAGAUGAUGAGGAUCUCAUUUCUGGAAGACAGUUCCCUGCUGCUCUGGAUGGCUUCACCUUUGAAGCAAUGCUGACAAUAUAUCAACUCCAAAAAGUUUGCCACAGCAGAGCCUUUCAGCACUGGGAGUUACUUCAGCAAGACGGUUUUGAUCUAGAAAAUUCAAGCCAAGAAAAGGAAAUAAUGAAAAGAAAAAAUCCCUAUAUUCUGAAACGGCAACUACAUGUGAACAAAGCUAGAAGACCAUACAUACUCAAGAGAAGUUCAUAUUACUGAUGCAGCAGAGGAAAACAAUGUGUAUUUAGUUUAUAGGUAACUGUGUGUUAUAGUUAUCUUAUUUAACGUUAAAAUCAUACCUGUGUGAAAAUAUACUAUGGAAGAUCAUCAAGAUGAUAACAUAACUGUGUCUUUUUUGCAAUUGCUGUUACUUGAUUGUGAUUUUUUCCUACUUGAGAUUAAUUAGACCAAUACAUUUUCAAAUAAAUCUAGUUUAUAAGCAUGAUGUAUUGUACACAAUUGAGAUUUCAACAUCUUUCCAACAAUAUAUCAGUCUUUUCCUAUUUUAGAAAGUACACUGUCAUACACCGAGAAAAUGGAUACCAUCCAUAAAUCUUACUAAAAUUCUUAAAAAUUUCUUACUGAAACACCUCAAACACGCACAGCUUGCAAGUUUUUAUAUGAUACAGUAGUCUGACCUGCCACAGUAUUUUAUAUAUUGUCUAGUUGAAAUUAUUAGGGAUCAGAUCUAAAUAAAGAAGGCAAUAUGGUCCUAUUAAAUGGUAAUUUCAAAAUUCGUAUUUAAAAUGACCUGCCUGUAAGUGAAUUUAAAUUCUUGAUUCCUAACUUGUCUCUGAAGAGCCAUAAUUUAAGAAAAUACGGUAAUGAGACUUCAACAAAGUAUGCUGCUGAGAGCAAAGGCAGAUAUGCUUCAGAAUUGUGGAUAUCACUGGUUAAAUAAGGAAAAGAGUUUAAAUAAUCAGUAAAGUAAUUUAUGGUGUUUGCCUAAUAUAUGAGUGCUCAGGAAAAAAAUAAAGACAAAAAAAUAAAACAUGA